UGUUUGAAUUGGCCAACCCUAUGACUGCCAUCAUGUUGGCUAACCUAAUUCGUCCAUCCCUUCGCUAUAUGGCAGGCUUGGUCUCUGUAGUCCUCCUCAAGUCUACCAUCCACUCAUCACCAUCAUCUGUAGCCAUGGCAACCAACCCAUCAAACCCUUCAACAAUGCCCCAUCGAGGAGUUAAUAAUCAUUACUACGCCGGUCAUCAUCAUCGAUAUCAUCAUCAUCCUGAAUAUCAUGAGCCAGGCUAUGCUGGUGUUUCGUCGUCGUCGUCGGGGCCGUGGUUUGAGUCGAUGAGGGAAGGAUUCUCUGAUGAUUCCAAUCCAGUCCAGAAGAAUUACGGCGUCGCUGUAACAGAUGUUGACAACGACGGAGAACUCGAAAUCAUCGUUGCUGGGUUCGACGGUCCUAACUUAGUCCUUAAAUAUAACCACGAAACAAGACGACUCGAAAACCUCGCCAUCGAUGACCCCACUUCGCCAUACUACCAACUCCGUGAUCAAAGAGGAAGCGCAAUAGGCGUCUGCGCAUGUGACGUCGACGGUGAUGGGCGGGAAGAAAUUUAUUUCUUGAACACGAACAAUGCUUACAGUGGCCGGAAGCAGUACAUGGACAAGCUCUUUAAAUGGAGGAAUGACCGAUAUGAAGAUGUACUGUCGGAUACGAUCAAUUCAAACGUCAUUAAUCAGUAUGCUGGUCGUUCUGUGGCGUGUAUUGAUCGUAAAGGAACCGGUCGCUACUCCAUCUAUCUAUCAAACUAUGCUAACAGAUGGGUAUCCCCACCCAUUGGUCCCUGUGCUAUGGUAGAAAUGGAUGAGACUCAAAGUGACGUCAGCGCUGGUAUCAUCAAGAUCCGAAACGUCGCAUCUGAAGUAGGCGUUGAAGGAUAUACUGGUGGCCGAGGUGUUGCAGUUGGUCCCAUUCUGAACGACGAAGGGAGGUCAGAUAUAUUUUGUGACAACGAAGGUGGGCCAAACUUUCUCUACAAGAACGAUGGACGCGGAAAUUUUGAAGAGGUUGCAGCCUCGUCAAGGAUCUCUGAUGCAAGAGAGAACGGGAGAGGUGUUGCUCUUGCCGACUUCAACGGAGACGGCAAGUUAGAUAUUGUCUACGGGAGCUGGAAUGGUCAUCACCGUCUCUACUUACAGAAAACUAGAGGUGACAGACGAUGGUUUCAGAAUGUUGCCGAUGCUUCGUUUGAGGAAGCUUCGCCUAUCAGGACGGUCAUUGCAGCUGACUUUGAUAAUGACGGUAUCCUCGAAGUAUACUUCAACAACAUUGCCUACCAUGGCCCCGCCCCUAACAGGCUCUACAAGAUCAGACCUACGGGAGAUUGGAGUGUCAACAUUGAAGAACAGACCAAUCUAGGUGAUGCUGCAGAGGUCAAUGGAUAUGGAACAGGUGGAGCAGUGACUGAUCUCGAUGGUGACGGUCAGCUGGAGCUCAUCCUAUCCCAUGGUGAAUCAGCCAGUCAACCUCUAACUCUAUACCGCUCCAGACGUGCCACCAACCAUCGGUGGUUGCGCGUCAUGCCCUUGACGCAGAACAACGCCCCUGCUCGCGGUGCCGUCGUCAACGUCGUGACGCGGAAUGGCAACUCCCAUCUACGGGUCAUCGACGGCGGGUCCGGAUACCUCUGCGAGAUGGAACCGGUUGCGCACUUUGGCUUUGGCCCUUCGGAUGUUCCGGUGACCAUUGAAGUCAAAUGGCCGGAUACCUCAACCAUCACGCGGGAAAUAACCGAAGAUGAAAUCAACUCGUUUAUCAAAAUUCAACACCCUGUGAAUUCUCAGAGUGAUACCUCAGGAUCCAAUCGAAAUGACAGACCAGAAUGAGAAACAACCCAGAUAAUAUUUGCAAUGACUUUACUCCUCUAUGUUUGUCCUUUUCUGUUAGUGUGCUACUACGUUUUUCUGAAAUGUAUUUAAGAUGAUUUUAUCAUCAUUCCGUUUUUGUAUGUUGUUUAUACUUGAUAAGCAUGAA
Molecule: messenger RNA, 1983 nt
Organism: Lytechinus variegatus (green sea urchin)
Lineage: Eukaryota; Metazoa; Echinodermata; Echinoidea; Temnopleuroida; Toxopneustidae
Gene: crtac1
Product: cartilage acidic protein 1-like
Exons: 7
Coding region: 21-1835 (604 amino acids)
Source: RefSeq, a predicted model, not a curated record